AUGGCUCGAGGACAACAAAAAAUCCAGUCUCAAGCGAAGGCUGCUGAAAAAGCAGCAAAAGCCAAAAGACAGCAGGGGCAUAGUGCCAACGACCAAAAGAAAGCAGCUCAAAAAGCAUUAGUUUAUGUUUGUGCAGUGUGUAAGGCUCAGAUGCCGGAUCCUAAGACGUAUAAGCAACAUUUUGAAAACAAACACCCGAAGAAUACCCUCCCUGAGGAGCUAAAGAAUGAGACCGCCUGA
This is a messenger RNA of Nezara viridula (southern green stink bug), 240 nucleotides long. The record is from the annotation of a GenBank genome assembly. Lineage: Eukaryota; Metazoa; Arthropoda; Insecta; Hemiptera; Pentatomidae.